Molecule: messenger RNA, 489 nt
Organism: Gastrolobium bilobum
Lineage: Eukaryota; Viridiplantae; Streptophyta; Magnoliopsida; Fabales; Fabaceae
Exons: 2
Source: RefSeq, a predicted model, not a curated record
AUGUCUUCAUUCAAUCCUUUAGCAAUUAUUUUGAGCCAAAAACCUAUGGAUGGUACCAAUUACAAACAAUGGAAAACUAAUCUUAAUAUUGUUCUGCAAUACGAAAAGUUCAACUUUGUACUGACCACGCCUAUACCAGCGCAGCCUGCUGAAGAUGCGCCUAAGGUAAGCAUGGUUAAGAGUGGAGCAGCUAUGCUCCUGACUCUUGAUGGCAUGUUUGCUACGUCUAGCAGCUCUGCUAGGCAGAUUGCGCUGAAUGCUGUCACUAAGACAGUAAUGUCUGGAGGAAGUGUGUGGGAUCAUUGUUUGUCAAUGAUUGCAAACUUCAAGAAGGCUGAGGAUCAUGGGGUUAGGUUUGAACAAGAAGUGAAAGUUGACCUUCUCUUACAAUCGCUCCCUGAUUACUUCAAUCAGUUCAAGAUGAACUAUAAUAUGAACAAGUUGAAUCUUGAUCUCACUCAGCUGAUGCAUGUUGCGACUUUAGCAAGU